ACCGGAGCCGGGCCCAGCCGCUCACCGCUCUCCCCUUUCCGCAGCCCCGGAGCCGCCGCCAUGAGAGCCCCGGUGCCGGUGGCGCUGGGUUGCAUCAGCUUGGUGCUGUGUGUGCUGGAGCUGCCCGCCGGCCUGCCCCGGCCCCACGGCCGAGCGCACAGGCGCAGGGAGCCCCCGGACCGGAUCCCCUCCCUGGUGCCCCCCUUUGUGGACCCUGCGGUGCCGCCCGCUCCCGCUGCUGCCCGGCACCGGCUGCCCGCGCCCUGGCCCCCCCCGGCACACGCGUGGCGGCACACGCGUGGCCGGCGGCACACGCAGCUGCUGCGCGUGGGCUGCGUGCUGGGCACGUGCCAGGUGCAGAACCUGAGCCACCGGCUCUGGCAGCUGCGGGGCCAGCUGGGCCGCCAGGACUCGUCCCCCAUGAACCCCCACAGCCCCCACAGCUACGGGUGAUGGGGACCCCCCCGCCCUCACCCACGGCCCCCCCCGCAUCCCCACUAAAGCACUUCCAGAGUCACGCGUGGCUGAGCUGCCUCUGCGCACCCCUGGGGGGCACGGAGCAUCCCCGUGGGGGGCUCCCUCCCCAUCGCCAACAGCAGCCCCAUGGAGCGGGGAGGAUGUGAAGUUGGUGGCCCAUGGUGGCAGCAGUGGCCCGUGGUGGC
This is a messenger RNA of Neopsephotus bourkii (Bourke's parrot), 662 nucleotides long. It is a transcript of the gene ADM2, whose product is annotated as adrenomedullin 2. Gene Ontology annotation, biological process: adenylate cyclase-activating G protein-coupled receptor signaling pathway; regulation of systemic arterial blood pressure; positive regulation of heart rate. Gene Ontology annotation, molecular function: hormone activity. Bases 61 to 453 code for a protein of 130 amino acids. The record is from RefSeq and is a predicted model, not a curated record. The transcript is spliced from 3 exons. Gene Ontology annotation, cellular component: extracellular region. Lineage: Eukaryota; Metazoa; Chordata; Aves; Psittaciformes; Psittacidae.